Messenger RNA from Spea bombifrons (plains spadefoot toad), 525 nucleotides. It is a transcript of the gene SMIM30, whose product is annotated as small integral membrane protein 30. The record is from RefSeq and is a predicted model, not a curated record. Bases 181 to 366 code for a protein of 61 amino acids. The transcript is spliced from 3 exons. Lineage: Eukaryota; Metazoa; Chordata; Amphibia; Anura; Pelobatidae.
ACAGCACUCCCUUUUACUAUCGCUUCCUGGAAGACGGUGUCUGCAACAGAUUGGUUAUAAAGUAGUUGCUUAAUGUGACACAUGGAAAUAAGCAUCUGCUAGCUUACAGUGGUAAAGAGAAGAGUCUGUCUCUUGUUGUUGCCAGUACAGUCUAGACCAAACCCCUCAAACCAGUUCCACAUGGCUAUUAGCGGAGAGAUUUACAGACUUGUGGCUAUCUUUGUCUCCCUGUGUUUCAUGCUUCCUGGGGUCAAAGCCAUGGACGAAGGAGAUGCCAUUGCUGUUCUGCUUGGAGUGGUCAUUACUGUAGUUGGCUUUUGUGCAUGUUUGGGGUAUUAUGCAAGAAAAAGAGAAGGCCACCUAUAAUUUUUCUCGUGUUUACUUAUUACUUAUGUUUGGUAUCUGGGUUUUUUUUUUAAACUAUGUAUUACCUUUGAGAAUGAUUUGGGAACAGCAAAUGAAAUAGCAUUAUGUGAUUAUGCCAUUUUUGUGGAUUAUGUAUUCUUAAUAUUAAAUUUCUAAAAA